This is a messenger RNA of Strongylocentrotus purpuratus (purple sea urchin), 1859 nucleotides long. RefSeq lists its product as uncharacterized. Lineage: Eukaryota; Metazoa; Echinodermata; Echinoidea; Camarodonta; Strongylocentrotidae. The coding region runs from base 256 to 1314 and encodes 352 amino acids. The transcript has 2 exons. The record is from RefSeq and is a predicted model, not a curated record.
GAAGAUAGUGACAUUGCAGAUUGUUCAUGGAAAACGGCAGUACGCAAAAAAUCGAAAAAGAGGCCAAGGGUUAGAAGCAAUAGUGAUGGAGUGUUACAUGAAAAGAAUAACAAAAUACCCAAAUUCUCCCGCUCGACACCAACUCAUUCUGAGGGUAAAGUAGUUAUUGUUGGAUUGGAGAAUAAGAAUGUGUGCAGAGCCAACCCCGUGAAGGUUGUAAAACAAAUUCAUGAUCUUGUAGGCAGAGUAAAAGAUAUGGUAAAAGAAAGAAACAUGUUGAUUGUGAGAUGUGAGAGCGAAAACCAAAUACCCAAACUGUUGGAAUUAACCCAGUUGGCGGGCAUUAAUGUGAAAGUUACACGAUACGAUGGGAGCCAAUCAACCACUAAAGGAGUUAUUCACAAGAUUGAUCCCCAAAUCAGUAACGAGGAAAUAGAGGAAGUUUUGAAAGAACAGAAUGUAGUGAACGCUAAAAGAUUUAUGAAGAAGAUCAAAGGAGAAAUGGUAGCAACCCCUUCCGUUCUCCUCACUUUCAAGGGUAAAAACUUACCCGAAUCCAUACAUUUUCUGUAUGAGGUAAAGCAAGUGGAUGACUAUAUCCCUCCUGUGCCGCGAUGCCAUAAAUGUCAGUUAUUCGGACACAUUAGGCAAACUUGUAAAGGCAAUAUCCGAUGUGUUAGAUGCGGGGGAGAACAUGAGUUCGAAGAUUGCCCUAAUAAGGAGAACCCUAAAUGCCUCAGAUGUGGUGAAAACCACUCUGCAGCUUACCAAGGUUGUAAAUUUUAUGCAGAGGCGAAGCAAAUUCAAAAAAUAAAAUUACAGGAAAACCUCACUUAUGCCCAAGCGGCCAAGGCCCAUCGUGCACAGAUACAUGAAAAUGCCGUUACUGACAUGGAUAAUCAGAAAGACAUGGGUAGUGCAAAUCUAAACAAACCUGCCAAAAAACAUAACACAGAAUCAAGGCCAAAUAACCCUCAGAGAGCCAAUCCGAAUCCUCAGAGAGCCAAUCCGAACCCUCAGGCCCAUACCCCACACACAGUACGAGAAAGAAAGGGACAGGAAGAAAGGGACAGGGCAAUACCCAGAUCUCAUUCCCAGAUCCCAAUUCCAGUACGAAAAACAAAGAAGGAAACUGCAACCCAAACUCCAGUAAAUAUGACAUCUAUUGAUUUGAUUAUGUUUAUUCUGUUUGUGGUACGACAGUUGCCUCAGUCCAGUAAUGAUGAUAAUUUCUUGGAAGCGGUAGUUAGAGCAGGCAAAGAAAUUUUGAAGGUAGACAUUACCAUGGAAAUGGUAAAAAGUCGCCUCAUAUAACUAAUAAGUCCAUAUCAGACCUAUUGAUUGUACAAUGGAACGCACAAGGCUUGACGGCGCAUGGCGCAAACUUUUUAUCUUCCCUUAUUGAUAACAAUUUGUUAGGUAUUCACCCAGAUAUAAUGUGCAUCCAAGAAACUUGGUUUAACGAUUUUAAUGUUUUGUCUAUACCCAAUUACGUUUGUGUUUGUAAAAACAGGCCGGACGGCAGAAGAGGUGGUUUGGUGAUGUAUUUAAAAAACGACAUCACUUUUCAGGCGAUGGAUACACCCAGGAACGCCGAAUACCAAAAAGUUGAUAUUUUUUGUAAAAACGGAGUUAUCUCAAUCUUCAACUAUUAUAAUCCGUGUAAAAAGAUUGAACUGAUAGAUCUAAAUAACAUGAUAAGAAAUGUGCCGGGGAAGUAUUUGAUUCUAGGCGACUUUAAUAGUCACAAUCCUCUAUGGGGGAGCAACAAAUUAGACACAAACGGUAGAACUGUGGAGUCUUUUAUAGAAAAUAAUGAUUUGGUUUUAUUAAAUGAUGGAUCUCCUACAAGGUUAGAC